CCAAUUUCACACGUUACAUACUUACUAGACAGUUGACAAAAAACCGCAUUGAAAGAAAUCCAGAAUCCCCGUCCGCAGAAGCCAGAGAUGGAUUUGUCAUUUUGUCUUUUAUGAGGUAAAGUCGGAAUCAUCUUUUUUCCCAAACUGCAGGAGCCAAGAUUGAGGAAAUGAGCAGAGUGUCAUGACAUUAUUUGGAGUUCAUCAUCACCACCUUAUAUCCCUCAAGACCCUCACUAACAUCAACAAAAAAUACCAUUCUCCAACGAUUCACAAAAAUCCAAUCCAAUCAUCAAUACACAUCUCCGUUCCUUGGAUCUCCUUCAACUACCAUUUCCAUUUUCUCACUAAACCCAUACCUCCCAAAUCUUCAAAACUUCACUCACUUCAACAACCCUCCAACAAUAACAAAUUUUCACCUGAAGGCAUUCUUCUGCUUAUUUACUUUAUAACUUUUCUUUCUCUUCGUAUUUUAUCAUCAAUACUUCCUUCAGAUUUCUCAAAUAGAUGGAAUAACUUAAUCGCUUUUUCUGAAGAAGCUGAAAUUAGAGUUUGUGAUAAAUAUCCUUCCCAUUUGUCGCAAGCUAUUGUUGCUUCUGAAAAUCGUCGAUUCUUUCGACAUUGCGGGGUUGAUUUUAUUGGCAUUGCUCGUGCAGUUUCAUCUUGGUCUAGUAAGGGAGGUGGGAGUACUAUCACUCAACAGCUUGUGAAAAACACCUUGUUGAAAAAUGAGCGCACCCUAUCACGGAAGGAAGGCCGUUGAGAUGGUAUUGGCGAUCUUAUUGAAGAGAAGGAUUUCUAAGUGGAAAGUUCUUGCGUCCUAUAUGAGUAAGAUAUACUGGGGACAUGGCAUCUAUGGAAUUGAGUCAGCAUCCUAUUUCUAUUUUGGGAAGCACCCAUCACUUCUUAGUUUGGGCGAAUCUGCAAUGCUCGCUGGAAUUAUACCAGCACCUGAGUCUAGAUCUCCAGUAAGGUACAUGAACAGAGGGAAAACCUUCCAAGUAAGAGCAUUGAGAAGGAUGGUGGAAGUUGGCUUUCUUGAUAUUCAGUCAGCGCUUGUUAUUGUGGAGGAGCCUCUUCAUUUAUCCAUUGGCGCUCCACAGAACUCUAAUAAACUUUAUCUGUCUAAGAAGGAAAUAUAGAGCUCUGGUAAACAAGGAGGCAGAAGCUCAACUAAUCCCACUAUAUGGGACUGGGAAAGAGAGAGCUGUAUGUGGGAACUAAGAGAAUACAUGGAAAGAUGGGCACUAAGGAUUGAGAAAAGGAAAAAUGGAUUUGGAGAAGAAAUGUCAGUCAUAUUUUUCUUUAAAGGCAAAUUAAACUCUUUAUUGGUUAGUUUAUCUGCUCCAUUAUCUCAAAAAGUGUCUCCUUGACUUGUACUUUCCUCAUUGAUAAAUAAAAAACAAAAUCAAGAAAUUUGAGUUACAUAUCCUCUUGUCCAGUUGGCUGCAAUUCUUGGAGAUCUUUUGCAAGGGUUGAAUAAUUUCCUGGAAUCCCAGGCAGCCACAACCGGACAAUUGCAUAAUUAUUUAGUGUAAUAGUGGGACCCCCUAGUGAGAAAAGAGUUCAGUCCGUCUGUAAAUGACAUUUCUACUUUUAACAGCCUGGAAUUUGGGUUGAAAAUGAAGUAAGCUUCAGUUAAUGGUUAUCAUGGCGAAAUUUCCUGUAAUCUAAACUGGGUUAUUAAAGCUUUCGAUAAUCCUUCCUCUCCAAUGAAGUCAUCAAAUCUUAUGUCAAGUAAGAAGGUAGCCGUGAUUGGUGCUGGUGCCUCUGGGCUGGUUGCAUCUCGUGAAUUGCGCAGAGAAGGUCAUGUUCCUGUUGUCUUUGAGCGCAAUAACAAUGUGGGAGGAACAUGGAUUUACAACCCUGAAGUCGAAUCAGAUCCAUUGGGAGUAGACCCAUCUCGAACUAUUGUCCAGAGUAGUGUGUAUGAUUCUCUCAGAACAAAUCUCCCAAGAGAAUCCAUGGGUUUUCGGGAUUACCCAUUUGUUGUAGUAGAAGAAAUGAUGAUGAUCAAAGAUGAGAAAAAAGAGACUAGUAGUAGAACAGGGGAUAAUAGAAGGUUUCCUGGUCACAGGGAAGUAUUAAAUUAUUUGCAAGAUUUUGCUAAUCAUUUUGAACUCAUUGAGUUGAUUCGGUUCGAAACCGAGGUAAGUCAUGUCAGCUUAUUGGAUGAUCAGGAGGGGGAGAAAGAGAGGAAAUGGGCAGUAAAAUAUAAGAGAAGAUCAUCAUCAUCACCACCUGCUUUUGUUGUGGAUGAGGAGGUAUUUGAUGCUGUAGUUGUUUGCAAUGGCCAUUAUACUGAGCCACUUAUUGCAGAAAUUCCAGGUAUUGAUACAUGGCCAGGAAAGCAAAUUCAUAGCCAUAAUUACAGGGUUCCUGACCCCUUCCGUGAUCAAGUUGUGCUUUUGGUAGGAAAUUCUUCUAGUGGUGAGGACUUAUCCAGGGACAUUGCAGGGGUCGCCAAAGAAGUUCACAUUGCAUCAAAAUAUUUAACCAACGGAAUACCUACAAAGCAACUUGGCUAUGAUAACAUUUGGCUUCAUUCCAUGAUAAAGAGUUCCCACGAGGACGGCACAAUUGUCUUCCAAGAUGGAACCUCAGUUUUGGUCGAUGUUAUUCUACACUGCACAGGGUACAAGUAUACUUUUCCCUUUCUGGAGAUAAAUAAUAUUGUGACCGUGGAUGACAACCGAGUAGGGCCUUUAUAUAAACAUGUUUUCUCGCCAUUAUUGGCUCCAGGGCUUUCGUUUAUUGGGUUAAUUUGGAAGGGUACUCCAUAUCCUAUCUUUGAAUUACAAAGCAAGUGGGUUGCGGGUGUUUUAUCCGGUAGGAUUUUGCUUCCAUCUCAAGAAGAGAUGAUGCUGGAAGUAGAAGACUUCUAUUUGAAACUGGAAGCUGCCGCAGUGCCAAAACGUUAUACUCACAACACACUCGACUAUCAGUUUGAGUACAGUGAUUGGCUUGCUGGAGAAUGUGGAUUUCCACUUUCAGAGGAAUGGAGAAAACAAAUGUUCGAGGCAGUUGUCAAGAAAAGAAGAACCAACUUAGAAGCUUAUCGCGAUGAAUGGGAAGAUUACAACCAUUUAAUAGUGCAAGCACAAGAAGACUUCCGCCACCAUGUCCAGAUUAAGUUAGCAGAUAAUGAACAACUUCUGUAAAAGAUCAUAAUGAUUGAAUCCAGAUAAUGUACCACCCGGGAAUUGAAUCCAGGUAUGUACCAUGGCAGGUGUCACAUGCCCAUUUAA
Messenger RNA from Papaver somniferum (opium poppy), 3245 nucleotides. RefSeq names its product flavin-containing monooxygenase FMO GS-OX-like 4. NCBI's taxonomy places the organism in Eukaryota, Viridiplantae, Streptophyta, Magnoliopsida, Ranunculales, Papaveraceae. Gene Ontology annotation, molecular function: flavin adenine dinucleotide binding; NADP binding; N,N-dimethylaniline monooxygenase activity. The coding region runs from base 1710 to 3158 and encodes 482 amino acids. The record is from RefSeq and is a predicted model, not a curated record. The transcript is spliced from 11 exons.